This is a messenger RNA of Schistosoma intercalatum, 4632 nucleotides long. The record is from the annotation of a GenBank genome assembly. Lineage: Eukaryota; Metazoa; Platyhelminthes; Trematoda; Strigeidida; Schistosomatidae.
AUUGACCAGAAUGUCUAUAAUUAACAACUGGGGUUUCUGGUGAGACUAUAGUUAAUCGACGACCUUUGAACGAAUCUUAAGUGACCCUGAGAAAUAUUAGCCAAUCAGAAAACAGUAUGGAGUAAAAUUAUAUUAUACGAAACCAAAGAAUUAAAGUGGAUACACUUCUUUUACAUGGUUCAUGUCCCUUUUGGGAUGACUUGUCGUAAAUUCCAAGGACCUAUGAGAUACAGCAGUAAUUUGAUUAACAUGGUCGCAAAUAAAGGGACUUCUCAAUAAUUACAUUUGUUGUAUCCGCUCAAUUAUCACGUCUUCUCUAAAAUCCGCUGUAAACCGUUCGUACGUGAGCAUCAGGUACUGAAUUUCGCGCCGUGACCUUGAAAUCACUCAAACGCUCCUGAUUGGCUCGUCCAUAAUUUAUAAUCUCGGCGUAUGUAUGUAUGUAUGUAUGUAUGUAUGUAUGUAUGUAUGAGGUAACUGAUGCACAUCAGGAAAUUCAGAAGAUAUACCAUCUGAUUUUUUGAAGUGGACUGUUUUCUAUCAUUUCUGUGAUACAAUCCUUUCUAUCGUUCUAUAGACAUACAUUUUUCAUAUAACUAUAUAUACGAAUGUACAACUUAAGUAAAUGAUUUCGUCGAAAAGAAAAUUUUCUUCGCUGAAUUCUCUUCUUCUCAUUUCUGUAGUCUUUAUUUUAAAGGAAAUUUUGUUUACAAUAAAUAUCAGUGUAUUUGACAGUUUUAAUUUUAAUCUCGUUCGAUUAGCUGAUGAAAAUCAGUAAAUAUCGUUUGAAUUAACCGAUUAACAAUUGUAAUGAAUAGUUAUACGUAUAAAUUUUCAUUAAAAUGACAUUCAUAUUAAACGUAUAUUGUAGGAUUCAAGUAUUCAUGAUUGAUAAACUGUAGUGUUAACAGUAGUCAUAACAUUAGCAACGAUAGUUUUAUUCAGUACCAUAAAUUUUGUUACAAUAAUAAAUUGUUAACACUGAUUGUAUUAACACUAGAACAACUUAGUAUGUAUUCAAAUUGUAAUGAUUUGGAAAUAUCUUUCAUAGAUCAUUUCAAUUAUCACCCGAUUACUGCUUAUACUUUUACUACCUCUACCACUACGGGAUUUGAAUUGACAACUGCAUCUCUGUGAUAAUUUGGUAUGGCAACUAGAACUGAUGUACGUACGUAAGAAGUUCUACGAUGCUACUGACUGACUGACUCAAUUAUCACUUCGCCGCCAAUCUACAAUUAUGAAAGUUUUCGACCAGUUCAAUUGUUACGCCUAUUUUUUGGUCAACCAUCAAAUAUAUUGAUGAUGCAUAAACCCCGAUAUAUUUGUCUUGGAUUCUUACGAAGGAUAUAUCAAGAGAAAAAUUUACAAAUAAGUGUAUUGUUUUCAUUAGAGUUUUUUGGUAUUUGGCAUAGUAAUAACUUUUAAUGAUAACAGCAAUCUACUACAUGCAGUUUGUCUGCAUAAAUAUUCAGUUCAAGUAAAUCCAAUACGUAAUAGUUCAUUGUAGUAUAAUAAGUUGAAAAAUAGAUAAUGCAAACGUUUGAAUUGGCCUCUUCACACUUUCUAUUCAAAAAGAGUUAGCAUGUGUUUGUUUUUUGAUAAGCUUAAUUCAUUUGAUCGUCAACUUUUGAACGUUUGUAUCUGGAUACUUAACUGAAUAAAAAAAGCACCUAGGAGCCUUUAACAAUAUAAAUCGUUUGUCCAUUAAAUGAGCUUUCAAUCUAGCUAAAGACUAUCAUACAAGACUAUUGAAAAUUUGAUUUUAUUCUUCUUGUAAAUCACAUAAAUAAUUUACCAAUAUUAAUAUUACUCAUAUUCUAUCAGCUUUUCUUUAGUGCGAACAUUACAUGUGUUUAUUUUCCAGUUUUCCAGUGUAGUACACAUAAUAUUUCCAAUUGGACAUAUAUAGAUACAUAACUAUAUAAUAUAAACGAUUGAAAUAUUCCAAUCAACAUGGUUUUUGGAAAACAAAAAUUAUCUCAAUUAUUUGAUUUUACCAAAUUUGCUGCUAUAAGUAAUGUUUCAUUAGAUCCUCGAAAAAUAAUGGAACGUAAUACUAAUCUUCAAAAGAUUUUUAAAAUAUUAGCAUUAAUUAUUUUGGUGAUCAGUUUUAUUGGACUAAUAAUUAUCAUUGUCUUGUAUAUUAUAAGUCAUAACAUUCCAGAUGUGUAUUCAGUGGUGAUUGAUGCAGGAUCAACUUCUUCAAAACUUCAUUUAUAUAAAUGGAUCGAUGAACCAUUUCGAUCAAAUGGAAAAGUUGAUGAAGUAACUAAUGAAAAAGUUUCUCCUGGCAUAUCAGCUUAUAUUAAUGAACCAAUUAAAGCUUAUGAAAUAUUAAAACCGAAACUUGUUAGAUUAACGAGUAAAUUAACAGUUGAACAAAAAAAGCGUACACCAAUUUAUUUGGCUGCGACUGCUGGUAUGCGAUUAAAAUUAAUUGAAGAUCCGUUAGGAAGUUUAGAUUUAUUCUCAGUACUUCGUCAUUAUUUUAAACAGUCUGGUUUUCAAAUUGAAACACCAAAUGAACGUAUUCGUUUAUUGUAUGGAUCAGAAGAAGGACUUUAUGGUUGGGUAUCAGUGAAUUAUAUUUUAGGUAAUAUUAAAGAAGGUAAACAAACAAAUCCUACUGAUACAGUUGGUUCUUUGGAUCUUGGUGGAGCUAGUACACAAAUUGCAUUUGUUCCUAGACAAUAUUCAACUAUACCAACAGAACAUUUAAACUUUUAUCCACUCCGAUUAUAUGGAAAUGAUUUUUCAGUAUAUAGUCAUAGUUUUUUGUGCUAUGGAAAAUCGGAGUUUGAAAGACGUUUAAUGACUUCCAUUGUAGCACAAUUUCCUUUACAAAAUGAAAUUCCUAAUCCAUGUUUUCUUCAAGGCUAUAAAUCGGAUUUGUACAAUGCACUUGAGUGGUUCACUGGAAGUUGUUUAUCUGGAACUUAUGCAAAGAAAACAUUUUCUGAGGAAAUUUUCCGACCUCCUAAUAUGAAUAGUUUUUCAUUUACCGGUAUAGGACAACCUAAUGAAUGUGUCAAUUAUAUCCAAAAACAUUUUCAAACAAAAUGCAAUUUUUCAUCAUGUUCAUUCAACAAUGUUUUUCAACCAGCUCCAUUUGGAAAGUUUUUGGCAUAUUCUGGAUUUUCUUAUGUGAUGCAGUAUUUAUUUCCUAACAAGAAGACAGGAUUUACACUAACAGAAGUUACUGAAGCUGUUACGAAUUUUUGCAAAAAACCGUGGAAAGAUGUGGCUAAAAUUACAAAACCUUCUGACUAUGGAUUUACUGCUAAAUAUUGUUUUGAUGGUUUAUAUAUUAUUCAAUUAUUGAAAAUGUAUGGUUUUACUACGGACGAAUUAUGGAAAACACUUACAUUUGAUUCGAAGGUUAAUGAUAAAUCAGUUAGCUGGGCAUUAGGCUACAUGUUAGAUCAAUCUGGUCAUUUACCAAGUGAAAGUCCAAAAGUUUCUUUCAGUACAAAAUUAUUUGUUGGUCUAUUUAUUCUACUACUUCUAUUCAUCAUCGGUUCAAUUAUUGGACUAUUAUUAAUUAGAAACUUUUUGUCCAAAUCGAAAAAGUCAUCUAGUCAGGUAUAAAUUAUGUGUAAACAACAAAAACAACCAUCAUAAAUCCAUAAAUUCCAUUUUACAAUCUAUUGUGUAAUACAUCAACUAAUCAGUAUCUUUUCUUUGAUCUUCGGUUUAAUGCCACAUAUUCUCUCUCUCUCUCUCUCUUUGUGUAUAAUAGUAAAACAAAAAAGGAAAUAAAAUCAUAAUUACGGUUCAAUGCCUUCAUUGGAUUUCGAAAAUAACUAACUGACAACAACAAAUAAAUAGGCAAUACUUUUUGUUGCCAAGUAAUGAUAAUAAUAAUAAUAGUAACAAUCAUAUGCAGCAUACUAAAACCAACAAAAAAAACGCACAAGAAUUCCAAUAAUCAUUAGAAAUGAUUUUAAAGUUUUCACAGUUCUAUUUUCUUUGCAUUUUAACUGUUAUACAGACAAUUCUAUGAACAAACUAACUGCAAAAUAAUAAUUUUGCUAUUUUUGUAUACGUAACAACGUGUCUUUAAAACAAUUAAAUAAAUAAAUCGUGGUAGUUAAUUUUCCUCUCCCCCCCCAGUUGUUUUGUUAAUUUAGGAUAUUUUUUAUCGUUUUGUGUUGUUAAAUUGUGUAAUUUUCUUUUUCAAUAUCAAUAUUCUUACUGUUUAUUCUUUCCCCAGACUUAAGUGGUCAAUCAUAACUAUGUAUUUUGGUGUGUGUGUGUUUUAUUUUUUAUGUGUGUUUAUCUAACCAUAUUAUAUAUAUACGUAAGUUGUGUAUUCAUCUUUUCUUCUGAUUGGUUUGUUCAUACAUUUAUUUCGCAGCUUUUUAUUGGUUAUCGUUCUAUUCGCACUUAACGUUGUCGGAAAUAAGUAAAGGAGUUAAUCCAUGUCGGGUAGAAACAGAUGUCUACCUCAGUACAAUGGAAGAUGGUCGCGCAAUUUCGUGGAUUAGUUGAGGUUAGACAUUAACACCAUUGGAUGCCGGGUCAGUGGUCUAAUUGGUUAAGCGUCUGACGUGAGACUGAUAGACCCUGGGUUCGAAUUUCGCGGGGUGCGGGAUUGUGGAUGCGCAUUGCUGAGGAGUCCCAUACUAGGAC